AUGGCGCUUGCUACAUCCUGUGUGACAAUCACAAGAGUCAUUCCACAGGGCAUCCUUCACACGGCAGAGUCCAUUUAUGCAUAUCGACGAGGCAGGAACAACACGUCUUUCGGUCUUUGCAAGAGCGAUGCAGUGAUCCUCAGAAGGCUUAGGGCAGUCGGAGUCAAACUUGCAGGAACUGCCGACAGAAAAACACUGGACAUAGCGGAUAGGACUCAUAGGAUUCCUUCGAUAAGGGAUAAACUUGAUUCCAGGAAGCUCCGUAGGAGGUUCAGAUAUGCAUCUCUUAGGAAAUCUGGGAGCGCUGAGAAGAGAUGA
Messenger RNA from Trichophyton rubrum CBS 118892, 318 nucleotides. RefSeq lists its product as uncharacterized. The record is from RefSeq and is a predicted model, not a curated record. The coding region runs from base 1 to 318 and encodes 105 amino acids. Lineage: Eukaryota; Fungi; Ascomycota; Eurotiomycetes; Onygenales; Arthrodermataceae. The transcript has a single exon.